AUGGGACAGACGAAGAUCUGUUUGAAGGAAUUGACCAGUGUUAAACGAAAAUUCUUUGAGCCAAUAGAUGAUUAUUUGAAUAGAUUCUGUUUGCUUAAGGCCAGAUGUUUUGCACAAGUUCCUGAGCAUGAAUUGGUCGAAAAGGCCGUUAGUGGCCUUGAUUAUUCCAUUAGGAAGAAACUGGAUACCCAAUAUCUAAGGGACAUGGCCCGGUUGGCUGACAGAGUUCGACAAGUAGAGCGCCUAAAGGCUGAAAAAGCUAGGGCAAAUAAGAAUAAUAGGAGGGAAAGGGUAACCUACGUCGAAAUGGAUGAAGAUAAUCCAGAAACGUAUAGUGGUCUCCUAGAUUUCGACGAAAGCAAAGUGGGCCUCGCUGAAUUGAAGCAAGGACCACCUUACUCUUGCAAAGUCCUAGCGCCUUCGAAUGGAAAAAACACAGUCGAACUGGAAAAGAGUGAUACUUUCCCUAAGAGAACAUACACCUUCGACAUCACCAAGUGUGAUAAGAUUUUCAAAUUAUUAGUUAAAGGUGGCCAGAUGAUAGUUCCUCUUGGUGCUAAAAUACCUCAUCUAGAACAAAGAAAAAAGAGGGGGUUUUAUAAGUAUCAUAAUUUUUUGGGCCAUAAAACUUCACAAUAUUUUAUCUUCAGGGAUCUUGUGCAGAAGACUAUCAAAGAUGGAUGGCUCAAGUUCAAAGAUAGGGUGAAGUCUCAAAUGAUAAUCGAUUUAGAUCCUCUCCUGGAGGUAGAGGCUCACUUGGAUGAACCAUCUUUUGUUAAUAUGGUGUAA
Messenger RNA from Lathyrus oleraceus (garden pea), 789 nucleotides. RefSeq lists its product as uncharacterized. The record is from RefSeq and is a predicted model, not a curated record. The transcript has a single exon. The coding region runs from base 1 to 789 and encodes 262 amino acids. Lineage: Eukaryota; Viridiplantae; Streptophyta; Magnoliopsida; Fabales; Fabaceae.